AUGGCCCCCGUCGCUACUGCUCGUGGUCGCAAGGCCCAGAAGGUCACCCAGAAGUACGUCAUCAACGCUUCGCAGCCCGCGAGCGACAAGAUCUUCGACGUCUCUGCCUUCGAAAAGUUCCUCCACGACCGCAUCAAGGUCGAGGGCCGUGUCGGCAACCUCGGUGACAAGGUCGUCAUCUCCCAGACCGGUGACGGCAAGGUCGAGGUUGUUGCUCACAUUCCCUUCUCUGGUCGCUACCUCAAGUACCUGACCAAGAAGUUCCUCAAGAAGCAGCAGCUCCGUGACUGGCUGCGCGUCGUCUCCACCUCCAAGGGUGUCUACGAGCUCCGCUUCUACAACGUCGUCAACGACGAGGCUGAGGAGGACGAGGAGUAA
Molecule: messenger RNA, 378 nt
Organism: Aspergillus chevalieri
Lineage: Eukaryota; Fungi; Ascomycota; Eurotiomycetes; Eurotiales; Aspergillaceae
Gene: RPL22
Product: 60S ribosomal protein eL22
Exons: 4
Coding region: 1-378 (125 amino acids)
Biological process (GO): cytoplasmic translation
Cellular component (GO): ribosome
Molecular function (GO): structural constituent of ribosome; RNA binding
Source: RefSeq, a predicted model, not a curated record